Telopea speciosissima is the source of this 1407-nucleotide messenger RNA. RefSeq names its product protein JINGUBANG-like. NCBI's taxonomy places the organism in Eukaryota, Viridiplantae, Streptophyta, Magnoliopsida, Proteales, Proteaceae. The record is from RefSeq and is a predicted model, not a curated record. Bases 1 to 1359 code for a protein of 452 amino acids. Gene Ontology annotation, molecular function: protein binding. The transcript has a single exon.
AUGGGGAUAGUGCCAUGUUCCUUGGCAUGUCGCACAGACAGCAUCGAAUCCCAAUCAAACUCAAACCACCAUCUCGACUCGGAGUCAAGCUCUCUCUCAUCUCAACCCAGUCUACCUUCUGUUCCUUCCCUCACCUCACAAGCCACACUACAACAACAACAACAACUGCAGCACCAAGCCACUACUUCUACUCCUCCAACAAGCUACCACUGCAUCUCAACAUUCAAAGGCCACUCCUCCCACGUCUUUUCCCUCUCCCUCGCCGGCAAAUUCCUCUACACCGGCUCCUCCGACCGUGAAAUUCGUGCCUGGCACCGCCACCCACCUCUUAUUCCCAAUUCCAACUCCUCUUCAUCCUCUUCCUCCUCCUCCUCCUCCUCCUCCUCCACCUCCACGAUUUCUACCUCGAACAAUCAAAACAUCGUCGCCAUCGUCAAGGGCGCCAUCAAGUCCCUCGUCGUCUCCGGAGACAAACUUUUCAGCGCUCACCAAGAUCAUAAGAUCCGCGUCUGGAGUAUCGAUAACAACAUCGACGACGACAAUAACUCCCACCGCAGCAAGUACAAGCGAUUAGCUACUCUACCCACGCUCACCGACCGUGUCCUUCGGUUCCUCCCAUCCAAGAACCACAUCCAGGUCCGCCGCCACAAGAAAUGCACAUGGGUCCAUCACGUCGACACCAUCUCCGCCCUAGCCCUCUCUCCUGACGCCUCCCUUCUCUACUCUGUCUCCUGGGAUCGAACCAUCAAAAUCUGGCGAACUUCCGAUUUCAAAUGCCUGGAAUCCAUUAGUAACGCCCACGACGAUGCCAUCAAUGCCUUAGCCCUAUCCAACGACGGUCACAUGUACACGGGCUCCGCCGAUACCAAGAUUAAGGUCUGGAGAAAGCUCCCUGGUGACAAGAAGCAUUCUCUUGUAUCCACUCUUGAGAGACACAAAUCCGCCGUUAAUGCUUUGGCUCUUACAACUGAUGGGUCUGUGCUAUACUCCGGCGCCUGCGAUAGAUCGAUCGUGGUUUGGGAGAAGGACAGCAGCGCCGCCGCCACCGGAGGAGAAGGUGGGCACAUGGUCGUAGUUGGGGCGCUAAGGGGACACACAAAGGCCAUUCUCUGUCUGGCAGUGGUUUCCGAUUUGCUGUGCAGUGGAUCGGCCGACAAGACUGUCAGGGUUUGGAGGAGAGGAAUUGAGAAGAGUUACAGCUGUUUGGCGGUUUUGGAAGGACACAGAGGACCCGUAAAGUGUCUCACUGCGGCCAUUGAUGGUUAUGAUUCCUUGAACAAAAGCUCUUCUUAUCUGCUUUACAGUGGCAGUUUGGAUUGUGACAUCAGGGUUUGGCAGAUUAUGGUUCCUUUUCAGUGAAGGGUCCGUUUGUUUGGUCUCAACUUUCAAGUUGCAGGUUUUUAAUUU